ACUACCCUUGACCGGUCAAUUGUAGUAUGGAACUAAACUGAAACCAUACGCUCAGCUGCUUGCUGUUUUAGGGUUUCUCUUUUUACUUCUAAGUUCUCUCUUUAGUCACCGGAGCUGCUAAAGGAUGGAGUCCAACGGCGGCGGCGCGUCACCUAUCCGUCGAGAAAUCGAAGCUUUGAAGGAAGAAAAAGCCCGGAUUGAGCAAAGGAUUUCGGUCCUCGAAGCUCAGCUCCAAGAAGAAGCUUCAUUAGCACUUCAACAGCAGCAAAACGACGGCGUCUGCAAUGGUUUUUGUCCUUCGGAAAUAUCCUCCGUCGAUGCCAAUCUGGCUCACGGGUUAUCGGCGGAUAGUAUUUACCGUUACAGCCGUCAUCUUUUGCUUCCUUCUUUUGGAGUCCAAGCACAAUCAAAUCUCUUGAAGUCUUCAAUAUUGGUUGUUGGAGCUGGAGGUUUGGGUUCGCCGGCUUUAUUAUAUCUUGCAGCUUGUGGUGUUGGUCGCUUGGGUAUCGUUGAUCAUGAUGUUGUUGAGCUUAAUAAUAUGCAUAGGCAGGUUAUUCACACUGAAGCAUACAUUGGUCAGCCAAAAGUGAAGUCUGCUGCUGCUGCUUGCCGCUCGAUCAACUCCACUAUACAGAUUGUUGAACACAAACAAGCUUUGCGCACAUCUAAUGCUUUGGAAAUUUUGAGCCAAUAUGACAUAGUUGUCGAUGCAACAGACAAUGCUCCCAGUCGAUACAUGAUAAGUGAUUGCUGUGUUGUGUUGGGAAAGCCUCUAGUAUCGGGUGCUGCACUAGGAUUGGAAGGGCAGCUGACAGUAUACAAUUACAAAGGAGGUCCGUGUUAUCGAUGCUUAUUUCCGACUCCUCCUCCUACAACUGCUUGUCAAAGAUGCUCGGAUAGUGGAGUUCUUGGAGUUGUUCCUGGAAUUAUUGGCUGUCUUCAAGCUCUAGAGGCCAUUAAAAUAGCCAGCGAUAUUGGUGAACCGCUUUCAGGACGGAUGCUUCUUUUUGAUGCGUUAUCAGCUAGGAUUCGAAUUGUCAAAAUAAGAGGCAGGUCUUUGCAAUGCGAAGUUUGUGGAGAAAAUACGACAUUUAACCAACAGCAAUUCAAAGAUCUUGAUUAUGAGAAGUUCACUCAAUCGCCAUUGUCAACCUCUCUGCAAAAGCUGAAACUACUCUCCCCCGAUUCUAGAAUAACCAGUAAAGAGUACAAAGAGAGGAUCAUAAGUGGGGAACCACAUGUUUUGGUGGAUGUUCGACCGGAACUUCACUACAAGAUAGUUUCUAUCCCCAACUCAUUGAACAUUCCGCUCGCGAGCUUGGAGGCUCGACUGCCCGAAAUAUCUUCCGCACUUAAAGAACAAGAGAAGGAAAGCACCGGAUCGGGAGCUAACCUAUAUGUAAUAUGCAGAAGAGGUAAUGAUUCUCAAAGGGCCGUUGAUUACCUCCGAAACAAGGGAUUCGAUUUAGCCAAGGAUAUUGUCGGGGGCUUGGAUUCAUGGGCCAAUGAUGUUGAUCCCAAUUUUCCUAUGUAUUAAGUACAAAAGCUAUUCCAGUUUUGCCUGUUAGAACUGAAACAUGUCUUGUUAUAAUCUCAUAUUUAUAUUUAUCUUCAACAAACACCUUUUACCUUCAAAA
This is a messenger RNA of Gossypium arboreum, 1637 nucleotides long. Its product is annotated as adenylyltransferase and sulfurtransferase MOCS3. NCBI's taxonomy places the organism in Eukaryota, Viridiplantae, Streptophyta, Magnoliopsida, Malvales, Malvaceae. Gene Ontology annotation, cellular component: cytoplasm; cytosol. Bases 125 to 1537 code for a protein of 470 amino acids. Gene Ontology annotation, molecular function: URM1 activating enzyme activity; adenylyltransferase activity; thiosulfate-cyanide sulfurtransferase activity. The record is from RefSeq and is a predicted model, not a curated record. Gene Ontology annotation, biological process: tRNA wobble position uridine thiolation. The transcript is spliced from 11 exons.